AUGCGAGCGGAGCGCUCGACAAGAAGCAGAGCGGACGCACCGGCGAGACGGAAUCGGACCCGCGCCGACCCGGAGGACCCCUUCAUCAGCAUGACUCGUGCUCGUCUUCUCGCUCUGACCGUCGUUUUGCGCUUAUGCGCGGCCGGCUGGCCGCCGCUACCUCAAUCGGACCUUCCCCCGGGUGCCCGGCAGGGGGCGGACUUGCCUGGCUGCGCCUCCUGCCAACUGAGGAAAAACUCCAGCGACGUGGUGGACGCCGUCAAGCGCCACAUCCUCAACGUGUUGCACCUGAGCUCGCGGCCUAACCUGACGCGGACGCUCCCUCGCGCCGCGCUCCUCAACGCCAUCCGGAAAGUUAACGUGGGCCGCGUGGCCGGCGAUGGCAGCGUGGACGUCCAGGCCGACGAUGCCGACCCCGAGGCCCCCGCUGUCGCUGAGGUCAUCGCCUUUGCUGAACCAGGAGAGGCCGGGAACACCUUGACCUUCGACCUUUCAAAGGAAGCCGGCAAAUCGGCACUGGUGGAACGCGCCGAGCUCUGGAUCUUUCUCAAAUCGUCGCGUUCCAAUCGCGGGAAAAGCAAAGUGAAACUGCAGCUUCAUGCUGGCGCCGUUGCGGCAGCGGAGAAGACUGUGGAGGCGCGUCGCAGUGGUUGGCACGCGCUAGCGGCACCGCGUUGCGUUCAGGCCUCGCUGGACCGAGCCGACGGUCCGCUAAGGUUGCGGCUGUCAUGCCCGCUUUGCGCUAAUGCUGGCGCCGCGCUAGCACUGCCUUCCGCCGACGGCGACCAAUCGCAUCGGCCCUUCCUGACGGUGGCGCUGCGGGCCAGAGAGGAAACGACUCGACGGCGAUCCGCCCGGAGUUUGGACUGCGACGGAAAAACGCGCUCGUGCUGCAAACAACAUUUUUACGUCAGUUUCAAAGACAUCGGUUGGAGCGACUGGAUCAUCGCGCCGUCCGGUUACCGCGCCAACUACUGUGAGGGGGACUGUCCCAACCGCACGGCCGGCGGCGGCUCCGCACUCUCCUUCCACGCCGCCGUCAUCGACCAAUACCGCAUGAGGGGUUACGGACCCUUCCAAAACAUCAAGUCGUGCUGCGUGCCCACGCGGCUGCGCGCCAUGUCCAUGCUUUACUUUGACGACGAACAGAUGAUUGUCAAAAAAGACAUACACGAUAUGAUCGUGGAGCAGUGCGGCUGUUCCUGA
Molecule: messenger RNA, 1206 nt
Organism: Nerophis lumbriciformis (worm pipefish)
Lineage: Eukaryota; Metazoa; Chordata; Actinopteri; Syngnathiformes; Syngnathidae
Source: RefSeq, a predicted model, not a curated record